Messenger RNA from Rhodamnia argentea, 975 nucleotides. RefSeq names its product PLASMODESMATA CALLOSE-BINDING PROTEIN 5-like. NCBI's taxonomy places the organism in Eukaryota, Viridiplantae, Streptophyta, Magnoliopsida, Myrtales, Myrtaceae. The record is from RefSeq and is a predicted model, not a curated record. The transcript is spliced from 3 exons. The coding region runs from base 92 to 628 and encodes 178 amino acids.
UCCUUCCCCACCUUAAACGGUCAUCUUUCUCGUUUUCCCCCCCUCACUGCCACUUCCACUCUCUCUCUCUCUCUCUCUAGAAUUCUCCACGAUGCGUAGACGUCUCUCCUCGCCCCUCGCCCUGCUCCUACUUGCCCUCCUGGCCCCCGCGUCGCGAGCGGCGACGGCCCCCGGCGUCGCGAGCCUGGAGCUGUGGUGCGUGGCCAAGAACAACGCCGACGACGCCUCGCUGCAGGCGGCGAUCAACUGGGCCUGCGGGCUCGGGGGCUCCGACUGCGGCCCGAUCCAGCAGGGCGGGCCCUGCUACGACCCCGCCGACAUCGAGAGGUCGGCGUCGUACGCGUUCAACGACUAUUACCUGAAGCAUGGCAUGACCGACGACAGUUGCAACUUCGCCAACACGGCGGCUCUCACUUCGAUCAAUCCCAGUCGCGGCAAUUGCAAGUUCCCCUCUAGCUUGUCGGUUAACAAUGGCAGUCUUUCCGGUGCAUCAACGGCGGUUGGAGUUCAGCCCGCCUAUGACAAUUUGAGCGGCUGCAAUCGGAUUGCUAUCCAGUGGUAUUCUUUCGUAACCAUGAGCAUUUGUUCGGUGCUGUUACAAUGGUUAUUUAGUGAACAUUGGCGAUGAGAAUAUCCGUGAGCACUUCUUCAAAGCAUAAUGAAAAGUGCAUCAGUGGAUUGGCGUAGUUAAAGCAUUUCCCUGUCUGGUAUUCAAUCAAUAUCUUGAUCUAGGUUAGUGAGAUUUUGUUCCCCUAGUAUCUUUGUACCAUGAUGUAUCUGAUGCCUGUAAAGCGUUAAUGAGGAUGAAAUCAGAGGCCUCUAACUGAGGUUAUAAUCGCGGACACCAUUUUCCUCUUAUUCCUACAUUAAUCUAGGUAUAAUUACUGAAAAUGUCGUCACUUAAUGGCUAUUAUUGCUGACUUUCCAGGGAUUGCAUUACCAUCAAUCUUAUUCACUUGAGUUCCUUGAAGCUCU